UCUGCGUGUGCGCGCGUAGUGUGUGUGCGUCUGCGUGUGCGCGCGUGUGUCUAUCUAUCCAUCCGCCCCCUCCCGUCCUGAUCUCCUUCUCCGCUUCUUUUUCCACGCUCUCCAGGGAAAGAGAUGCUAAAAAGGCUGGCGCUGCGUCUCUUCGGAAGCCGGGAUCGGUGAAGAAGGAGCGACGCCGUGGGGCUUUUUUUAAAAAAAGGGGAAAAAAAAUAAAACCACACAUACACACCCAUCACAUGGAAUAGAGCGUUGGUUGUGCUUUUUUUCUCUCCCCCCCCCGCCCCGCAUUAUUGGAAGUGCUGGUGGGGAGGCUGAAGUGGAAUGCAUCAGUGGGCGCCCCCGCUUCAGGACGCGGAGGAUCGGCGCCAGCCGGAGGCGGAUCGACGGUGGGGGCUCCCGCGGAAGAGCCGGCGAGGAGGACCGGCGGAGCAGCAGCAGCAGCAGCACUCGCCGCCGCCGCCGGGGAAGACGACGGCUUCCCUGCGCCCUGGUCGCCAGUCCUACCAUGUCCAGAGCGCGCUGCAAGAAGAAGAAGAGGCGGCUUAAAGGGGCGGCUCGGCGGGUCCUGUCGCGGUGCCAAGGCGGCUGCUUCUGCUCCCAGUGGCCUCAGCCCGGGGCGCGGGGACAUGGUGUGAGGAAGGAGGAGAGGAGAAGGCAAGCGUUGAGGAGAGGCGAAGGAGGACGAGGAGGAGGAGGAGGAAGAGAAAGCGGAGGAAGAGGUGGUGGCGGCGGCGGCGGAGGGAAAAGGCUCCGCCGGAGGAGAAGCCUCUGCCGCUGAGGAGGGAGAAAGUUGACCUCUUCAAUGGGAAGCGAGAUAACAUGUAUGCUUGCUGCUCUACGGUGACUCUGGAGCAAGAUCUCAAUAGGAAAAUGCAUAUCUGGAUGGUGCAAACCAUAGCCUUUGCUUUAACAUCUCUAGUCCUGGCAUGGGCAGAGAGCAUUGAGUAUUAUGGGGAGAUAUGUGACAACAAAUGCCCUUGUGAAGAGAAGGAUGGCAUCUUGACGGUGAGCUGUGAGAACCGGGGGAUCAUCCACCUGUCUGAGAUCAGCCCUCCUAAAUUUUCUGUCUACCAUCUGCUUCUGUCUGGAAAUCUACUCAACAGGCUCUACCCAAACCAAUUUGUAAAUUACAGUGGGGCAUCCAUUUUGCAUCUGGGGGGCAAUGAUAUACAGGACAUUGAAACAGGUGCCUUUCAUGGGCUGCGGGGCCUAAGAAGGCUACAUCUGAAUAAUAACAAGCUGGAAAUACUGAGGGAUGACACUUUUGUGGGACUAGAAAGCUUGGAAUAUCUCCAAGUUGAUUACAAUUACAUCAGUACUGUUGAACCUAAUGCUUUCAGCAAGCUGCACUUGCUGCAGGUGCUGAUUCUGAAUGACAAUCUCCUCUCUUCAUUACCCAACAACCUGUUUCGGUUUGUGCCCUUGACUCAUCUUGAUUUGAGGGGCAACCGGUUGAAACUACUUCCGUACCUGGGUCUCCUGCAGCAUAUGGAUAAGGUUGUGGAGUUGCAGCUGGAGGAGAAUCCAUGGAACUGCUCCUGUGAGCUGAUUGCUCUCAAAGAUUGGUUGGACAGCAUCUCCUAUUCUGCCUUGGUGGGGGAUGUGGUCUGUGAAACUCCUUUCCGUUUGCAUGGAAGGGAUUUGGAUGAGGUUUCCAAGCAGGAGCUUUGCCCAAGAAGACUCAUCUCAGAUUAUGAGAUGAGACCACAGACACCACUGAGCACCACAGGGUAUUUUCAUACCACACCAGCCUCUGUGAAUUCAGUGGCUACAUCUUCCUCGGCUGUUUACAAAUCACCCUUGAAGCCCAAGGGGACACGCCCACCCAACAAGUCCAGAGUGCGUCCCACCUCCCGCUUGCCCUCCAAGGAUCUGGGUUACAGCAACUACGGCCCUAGCAUUGCUUACCAGACCAAAUCCCCUGUGCCUUUGGAGUGCCCUACAGCUUGCACUUGCAACCUUCAGAUCUCUGACUUGGGCCUCAAUGUCAACUGCCAAGAGAGGAAGAUAGAGAGCAUCUCAGAGCUCCAACCCAAGCCGUACAACCCCAAGAAGAUGUACUUAACUGAGAACUAUAUUGCCCUGGUGCGAAGGUCAGAUUUUGUGGAUGCCACUGGGUUGGAUUUGCUCCACCUGGGCAAUAACCGCAUCUCAGUCAUUCAGGACCGGGCCUUUGGGGAUCUUACUAACUUGCGGAGACUCUAUCUGAAUGGGAACCGAAUUGAGAAACUGAACUCAGAGCUUUUCUAUGGUCUUCAGAGUUUGCAGUACCUCUUCCUGCAAUAUAAUGUGAUCCGAGAGAUUGAGGCAGGAACUUUUGAUCCUGUACCUAAUUUACAACUUUUAUUUCUCAACAACAAUCUCCUGAGAUCUUUGCCUGUGGGCAUUUUUUCUGGCUUAACUCUCUACCGGUUGAACCUAAGGAGCAAUCAUUUCUCCUAUCUUCCUGUUAGUGGGGUGCUUGACCAGCUGAAGUCCCUGCUUCAGAUAGAUCUGCAUGAGAACCCAUGGGAUUGUACAUGUGAUGUGGUGGGCAUGAAAUUAUGGCUUGAACAACUCAACACAGGGGUCCUUGUGGAUCAGGUAAUCUGUGAAUCCCCUAAGAAGUUUGCCGAGAGUUACAUGAAGAACAUCAAAGCAGAGCUGUUAUGUCCAGACUACUCUGACAUUAUAGUUUCCACUCCCACUCCAUCUUCCAUGCAGGGACCAGUAAGGACCACCCCCUUCUCCAAUUCUGGGCAGUUCAACAGCACCUUGGAAGGGGAUGACUCAGCAUCAUCUUCUGGUGGCUCUUCUUCCUCUUCUUUUUCUUCCACGGUGCCUUUGUCGGUGCUGAUUCUCAGCCUGCUGCUGGUCUUCAUUAUGUCUGUGUUUGUGGCUGCAGGCCUAUUUGUGCUGGUCAUGAAGCGAAGGAAAAAGGUACAAGGAGACCAUGCCAGCACCAACAACUCAGAUGUGAGCUCCUUCAACAUGCAGUACAGUGUAUACACAGGUGGAGGAGCCCCCCAUUCUCAUCCACAUGCCCAUCACCAGCAGCAUCCACAGCAUCUUCACCGUGGAGGUGGUGGUGGAGGAGGUCCAGCUUUACCCAAGGUGAAAACCCCUGCUGGACAUGUCUAUGAGUACAUUCCUCACCCUUUAGGCCACAUGUGCAAGAACCCCAUCUACCGGUCCAGGGAGGGCAAUGCAGGGGAGGAUUACAAAGAUCUUCAUGAGCUCAAGGUGACCUACAGCAACCAUCACCUCCACCCCCAAGCCCCACCACCCCCACAAGCCUUGGGGCAGCCUCCAGUGGCUCCAGGGGGCCAAGAGGAAACCAUCCGAAGUCCCACGUACAGUGUGAGCACCAUUGAGCCUCGGGAUGAGUUGCUUUCCCCUGUUCAGGAUGCUGAUUGCUUUUACAGGGGCAUUUUGGAGCCUGACAAACACCCUUCUUCCACCUUGGGGGGCAGUAGCCUUCCUGAGUAUCCUAAGUUUCCACCAACUGCCUACACCUAUUCCCCUAACUAUGACCUUAGGCGCCCCCCUCAUCCUUACUUGCAUCCCGGCCCAGGGGACAGUAGGCUCCGGGAGACGGUGCUCUAUACUCCCCCAAGCACUGUUUAUGUAGAGCCCAACAGGAACGAAUACCUGGAGCUAAAAGCAAAGCUAAAUGCAGAGCCGGACUACCUCGAAGUAUUGGAAAAACAGACCACAUUCAGUCAGUUCUGAGACCUCCUUUUCUCCUCCUGUCCUCUCCUAGAGCAUUUGUAUUUAAUAGCCACACACAAAGAAACACAAUGUUCCCUUCCAUGUCCCUUUUCUCCCCAACCUGCCUUUUCUUCAUUUUGUUGGAAGGUGAAGUGCCUUGGCACAAGAAUUUCCAGCUUCGGGGAAAAUUAUGGAAAGGGUGUGCUGAUUCCAUAGUUAUAGAUCAUUCUCUCUCUCUCUCUCUCUCUCUCUCUCUCUCUCUUCUUUUCUUUCUCCCUCCCUCCCUCUCUCUCUCUGUUGUUUGGUUUUGUUUUUAAACUGCCAGUAGGAAUCAAUGGAUUGAGUAAACUAGGCACAGAAUUUGUUCUCUCACCCCUUUAUAUGGUGUGUGUUGUGCUAAGGAAAGCAUUGGGAUGUGUAUUAAAAUGUUUCUUGUAAAACUGGAUGUCAGAAAGAUCAUAGAAAUCACUCUCCUCCCCGCUUUUAUGUUGGAUAUGCACAGCUGACCAUUUGUUGUCCCCCCCCCACACCCCACCCAAUGCUUGGUUGAAAAGUGCAGGGCACCAAAUUCCUUUUUCUUUUCUUUUUAAAGCCAUGGAUGGCUCUAAAUGGCUUUGGGGGAGCUGGGGGGGACAAGAUUAGCACACCCUGACUUUAAUACAAGGUUGUUUGUUCUUUCCCUUCCUUUUUUUAAGGAAAAAAAAUGAAAACAAAGGAUGUAUUUGUAUGUUUCUGGACUUUUGAAUUUAAAAAACACAUACACAACAUUACGAUCUUUAAAAGGAUCGCCAUAGAUGUGGACAAAUCAAUAAAGAGUUCAGAGAUAUAUGAUCCGUAACUGAUUAGUAAAAAUAACUUAUUGAAAUAUAUACAAAAAUAUUUUAUUGUAGCUCCUAUUUUUAUAAGCGCGGUAGCAUUUCCUUCACCGGUAAGGUCUAGUCCUCUCAUAUGGAACAGUUCAUGGGGCCUCCUUGCACAUUAAUGCUUUGUUUGUUUUUAAGAUGUAGAACUAAAAUGUGACACAAAAGGUAUUUAGAAAUGUAUAUCAUGCAGCUACAAGGAGAGUCAGGAUUGUUUUAUAUACACUUGGUGGCACACCCUGGUUUGUUGCUGUAUAAUGUGAGAAAUGAUCCUUUAGCACUGAUUGUGUAGGCAAGCAUUUGGCAAACACAUAGGGUUAUAUCCUACACCAUUGAUUUCAGUAAGAAUUUAAGCUCUGUAACUGGCACAGAUUCGUAGCCUUAGACAUGCAUCAAACCUUCAAUGCAGGAUUCUGCUCAUGAUGCACGGUCUUAGGCUUGCUAGAGCAUCGUUCCUAUUCAGCCAUAGUACUGGAUGUUUUUCCAGGGUGCCAAAUAGCUUUCAGGAUGAAGCCCGGAGUCUGUGAUUUGCUCAGGUUGUGUUACACUGCUUUCUGAGCUUCCUUUCCAAAGCUGCAAUGGUCUCUGGAGAAUGUCAGAAAUCACUGAAAUUAUUAAUAAUCAUCAUGACCAAAUCUUAAGAGACAAUCUGAGGGGGGGGGGAAACCAUGUCAGAAAAAGAGAUUUAUAUGAUACGUUUUGUUGUUGGUGUUGUUCAUGAAUUAUUAUUCUAAGGAGCUUCCUGCUAGGGUGAGGGUGACUAAUUUGGACUAAUUAGUGAGGGACAUGUGGAAAUAGUCUGUUUGAGCCAGGGAGAUGGUGAUGGUUUAUAUUCAAAAUUCAGCUCAAAUAUCAUAGUUUGGUAAUGUCUGUCACCGAUUUUUGAUUAUUGGUUCAACAAAAAUGGCCUUUGUCCAGCUCCAUAUGUGUAAUGGCACCACCAGAAGCCAAAUGAUGGACUGCAUAAGUCUAUUUAUGAAUUCUUAACUCCAUUUGGGCACCAACCAGUGGGACAUAAAUCCAUAAACACAGCAUCACUGUAUGAUGGGACAGGUUGCGGUCUCAUAUGUAUCCCAGCACAUGUAUUUUUUUUAUAGUUUAUGAAUAAACACUUGAUA
Messenger RNA from Pogona vitticeps (central bearded dragon), 5677 nucleotides. RefSeq names its product SLIT and NTRK like family member 5 (gene SLITRK5). Lineage: Eukaryota; Metazoa; Chordata; Lepidosauria; Squamata; Agamidae. Gene Ontology annotation, molecular function: protein binding. The record is from RefSeq and is a predicted model, not a curated record. Gene Ontology annotation, biological process: positive regulation of synapse assembly; axonogenesis.